Rubroshorea leprosula is the source of this 729-nucleotide messenger RNA. Lineage: Eukaryota; Viridiplantae; Streptophyta; Magnoliopsida; Malvales; Dipterocarpaceae. The record is from the annotation of a GenBank genome assembly.
ACAUCGUCUGGAGAGCAUGAAAAAGAGACAUCUCAUCAAUACUUUUUUAGCAGCAAGGUUGAGAUUCCUUUGCUGGAGGAGCUGAGGUUGUCUUCAAUUAAGAUACAACAAAUAUGGCACUGUGAACUUACAUCGGUACCUUCAUUUGCUCAAAAUUUAAGAGAGCUUGUGGUGACUGAUUGUGACAAUUUGAGAUAUUUAUUCACAUCCUCCAUGGUUAAAGUUUUUACACAGCUUGAAAAACUGGAGAUUUAUGGAUGUAGGGCGAUGGAAGUGGUAAUAUUGAUGGAAGGAUUGGAGGAAGAAGAGGAAGAAAGGAUGUGCCAGACAAUGUUCCCCAAACUAGAGACCCUAGUGCUCUCAAACCUAUCCCAGCUCAUCAGAUUUUGCUCCAAUAGUAAUUCUCAAUUAGAAGAAAGAUCUGAAACUCAAGGGCUCAAUGCUAGUGGAUCACAAGUAGUGCCAAUCAUCAAAUCACCUUUGGAGCAAACAGAAGCCACUAAGCUUGUAUUUCCUCAAGUAAAAUGCUUGAAACUUUGCCACCUGCAGAAAUUCGAGAGUUUCUUCUCUCAAAUGCACAUCAUAGAAUGGCCAUCAUUGAAAAGAAUGCAUGUCUGGGCAUGUGACAAAGUGCAGAUAUUUGCUUCAACAUUUCCAUGCAUCAAUACAGCACGCAGAAACAACCAACCUGAAAGUUGUACUCAACAUCCCCUGUUUUGGAUUAACCAG